Chenopodium quinoa (quinoa) is the source of this 1438-nucleotide messenger RNA. RefSeq names its product alpha-amylase-like. The transcript is spliced from 4 exons. NCBI's taxonomy places the organism in Eukaryota, Viridiplantae, Streptophyta, Magnoliopsida, Caryophyllales, Amaranthaceae. Gene Ontology annotation, molecular function: alpha-amylase activity; calcium ion binding. Bases 42 to 1322 code for a protein of 426 amino acids. Gene Ontology annotation, biological process: carbohydrate metabolic process. The record is from RefSeq and is a predicted model, not a curated record.
UCUUCCAAAUUGGUUGUGAAUCUUUCAAAAUCGAAGUGAAGAUGAAGAGCUUUAAUCUUGUCUCUCUUUGCUGCCUUUGUCUUUCACUUUCUCUUAUGUUUAAUCUUGCAGCUCCUGCCUUGUUGUUUCAGGGGUUUAAUUGGGAAUCCAAUAAGAAAGGAGGGUUUUAUAACUUCCUCCAAAACUCUAUUGAUGAUAUAGCCAAAGCAGGGGUUACCCAUGUCUGGCUUCCGCCCCCAACUCAUUCCGUUUCGCCUCAAGGAUAUUUGCCUGGGAGAUUAUAUGAUCUUGAUGCAUCUAAGUACGGAACCAAAGCCGAAUUGAAGAACUUGGUCAGUGCCUUCCACCAAAAAGGAAUCAAGUGUCUAGCUGAUAUAGUGAUAAAUCAUAGAUGUGCAGAUAAGAAAGAUGGCAGAGGAAUAUACUGCAUUUUCGAAGGUGGAACGCCUGAUGAUCGCCUUGAUUGGGGCCCUUGGGCUAUCUGCAGGGAUGACACUAAAUAUUCCGAUGGUAGCGGGAAUUUAGACACUGGAGCUGGUUAUGAUGCUGCGCCUGAUAUUGACCAUCUUAAUCCGAGAGUGCAAAAGGAGUUGGUGGAUUGGAUGAAUUGGCUCAAGUCCGAGGUCGGAUUUGAUGGUUGGAGGUUUGAUUUUGUUAAGGGAUAUGCUCCUAGCAUAACCAAAAUUUACAUGGACAAGACUAAGCCAGAUUUUGCUGUAGGAGAACUUUGGGAUUCAAUCACUUAUGAUCCAGAUGGUAAGCCAGACUUCAACCAAGACGGACCGAGAAAUGAACUUGUAGGGUGGGUUAAUGCAGGAGGUGGUGUUGUUAAUGUGUUUGAUUUUACUACCAAAGGUGUUCUUCAAGCUGCUGCUGAAGGAGAAUGGUGGAGAAUGAAAGACUCUGAGGGUAGGCCUAGUGGAAUGAUAGGAAUUAUGCCGAAAAAUGCUAUUACUUUCAUUGAUAAUCACGACACCGGAUCCACGCAGGAGUUAUGGCCCUUUCCUUCGGACAAGGUCAUGCUAGGAUAUGCUUACAUACUAACUCAUCCAGGAACUCCAUCCAUAUUUUAUGAUCAUUAUUUUGAAUGGGGACUGAAGGAAGAAAUCCUUAAAUUGACCUCAAUCAGGCAAAGGAACGGUCUAACUGAAUCAAGUAGUGUGAAUAUAAUGGACGCGGAUGCAGAUGCAUAUGUAGCAAUGAUCGAUGGAAAGGUUAUUGUUAAGGUCGGACCAAGGUUUGAUGUUGGCAAACUUAUUCCCUCGAAUUUCAAGGUUGUUGCUAUUGGUAAAGACUAUUGUGUUUGGGAGAAGCAAGGCUAGCAACAGAUGUUCAUCAAAUUCAUGUGCACUAUGCAUAUAUACAUGCAAUGAAGGCUAAAUGAAUUCAAGAUAUCUAUCUAUACAUUACCGUUAUUUAAGCUUAUCGAUUAUUUUUA